UCUUUCUAACUCUUUUGAAAUGCCUGCUGAACACUUCUGUGAAUCAUGCCUGCUGCAAGAGGAGCACAUCUGAGUUAAGAAAGCAGGGAUUUUUGGUGACAGCUGGCAAGCAGACACUCCCUCUGUUGAGGGACAGCUUUCAUUCAACUAAAAGCACAGAUUUGGAGACAUGCAUUUACAAAUAUCUUUACUGCUGCUGUUUUGUCUGAACAUUGUCCAUGGUAGUGAUGGAUAUUUUUCUGAGCGAUACCAGAAACAAUCCAGCGUCAAGGGGCCACAGUUUCUACCAUUCAAUGUAAAGAGUCAAGGUGUGCAGGUAAGGGGGGAACAAGGACCCCCUGGCCCCCCAGGCCCUCCUGGACCAAGAGGACAAGCAGGUCCUGCAGGAAAGCCAGGGUUUGGAAGUCCGGGUCCCCAAGGCCCCCCUGGCCCCCCAGGACCACCUGGAUUCUCUGCAGUCGGAAAGCCAGGUGUGCCAGGUCUGCCAGGAAAGCGAGGAGACAGAGGACUAAAUGGUGAGAAAGGAGAACCUGGACCUGUUGGACUCCCAGGACCAAGAGGGCCACAAGGACCUCCCGGCACUCCUGGCCCUGCAGGACUGUCUGUCCCUGGCAAGCCAGGACCACAAGGCCCUCCAGGCGCUCAGGGGCCGAGGGGCCUCCCUGGUGAGAAGGGAGAGCCAGGUAUCCCUGGUAUAAACGGACAAAAGGGAGAAAGUGGAUUUGGCAUUCCAGGCCGCCCGGGUAGUAGGGGUCUUCCAGGCCCACAGGGACCCCGGGGCCCCCCUGGUCCUAUGGGAGUAGGGAAACCUGGUGAAAAUGGUCUUCCAGGUCAGCCAGGUCUGAAAGGUGACCGAGGUUUUCCAGGUGCACCCGGGGCGGCUGGUCUCCCUGGUCCCCAGGGUCUCCCAGGCGAACCUGGAGAAGCUGGCAUUGGCAAGCCUGGGCCAAUGGGACCACCAGGAGCAGCAGGCAUCCCUGGAGCCAAGGGACAUCCUGGACCUGCAGGCUUGCCUGGAUCCCCAGGUCUUCCAGGUUUUGGAAAGCCAGGAUUGCCAGGGAUGAAGGGACACAGAGGGCCUGAAGGUCCUCCUGGCCUUCCAGGUCCUAAAGGAGACCAAGGCCCAGCUGGUGUGCCAGGAGAACCAGGGCUGGUUGGGCCACCAGGGAACAUGGGCCCUCCUGGACUCAAAGGUUUGCCUGGUGAGAAUGGCUUCCCUGGGCCCAAAGGUGACAUGGGCCCCGCAGGCCUCCCAGGAUUCCCAGGGGCCAAGGGGGAACGAGGCUUACCAGGAGCAGAGGGAAAACCAGGAUAUCCAGGUGAGCAGGGUCUUGCUGGUCCUAAGGGACAACCAGGUCUCCCAGGUCCAAAAGGUGACACCGGCCAUGCUGGGCUGCCUGGAUUGCCUGGUCCAAUGGGUCCACAAGGAGCCAAGGGAGUGCCAGGGAUCAAUGGAGAGCCAGGCCCCAGAGGGCCGUCAGGAAUACCUGGGAUCAGAGGUCCCAUUGGCCCCCCUGGUCUGCCAGGAGCCCAGGGUGCAAAGGGUGAGCCGGGAGCACCAGGACUGCCAGGCCCAGCAGGUAUUUCCACGAAAGGCUUAAGCGGACCCAUGGGACCACCUGGACCCCCUGGGCCUAAAGGCAGCACUGGCGAGCCUGGCAUGCCAGGCCCCCCAGGGCCUCCUGGUCCCCCUGGCCAAGCUGUAAUCCCACAGAUGCCUGAAGGCUACGUUAAAGCAGGAGAGUCUCGGGAGUUAUCAGGAAUAUCUUUCAUAAAGGGAGGAGUAAACCAAGCUCUUACCAGGAUGCCGGUGUCUGCUUUCAGUGUCAUCCUCUCAAAAGCUUACCCUGCGGCAACAGUCCCCAUCAAAUUUGAUAAAAUCUUGUACAAUAGGCAGCAACACUAUGACCCCAGAACAGGAAUCUUCACCUGCAGGACCCCUGGACUGUACUAUUUCUCCUACCAUGUACAUGCAAAGGGAACAAAUGUUUGGGUCGCACUCUACAAAAAUGGUUCCCCCAUCAUGUACACCUACGAUGAGUACCAGAAAGGAUACCUCGACCAAGCUUCUGGCAGUGCUGUCAUUGAUCUCAUGGAGAACGACCAAGUAUGGCUCCAACUGCCCAAUUCAGAAUCCAAUGGUCUCUAUUCCUCUGACUACGUUCACUCUUCUUUCUCAGGUUUCCUGUUUGCUCAUAUCUAACAACAUCCCAUUUACCCUGUCCUGACACACUCUCCUUCAGACCAUUGUAACUGGGUGCUGAUUUGAUUCAUCAUUAGUAUUUUGUUGCAACUGCAAUAUUGCAACAGUAAUAGAGGAGGGAGUGAGGAGGUGGAGAGUGGUUCAAACCUAGUAGAAUAAUAUUGUAUGUUUUUAGAGAUUUGACACAAAAAAUUUGUUUUAAAUGAUGAUCAAUUGUCUGACUAAAUGCAACAUUAAAAUUCUAUGAAUUAAUAUAA
Myiozetetes cayanensis is the source of this 2460-nucleotide messenger RNA. RefSeq names its product collagen type X alpha 1 chain (gene COL10A1). Lineage: Eukaryota; Metazoa; Chordata; Aves; Passeriformes; Tyrannidae. The coding region runs from base 170 to 2203 and encodes 677 amino acids. Gene Ontology annotation, molecular function: protein binding. The record is from RefSeq and is a predicted model, not a curated record. The transcript is spliced from 3 exons.